Molecule: messenger RNA, 1314 nt
Organism: Corylus avellana
Lineage: Eukaryota; Viridiplantae; Streptophyta; Magnoliopsida; Fagales; Betulaceae
Source: RefSeq, a predicted model, not a curated record
AUGAUAUCUGGUCUGAAGAACACAACAUCAUCAUGGUUCGAAGCCUAUGCAGCCUUCUCCACAUGCAUCAUGAUCUUACAAACCGCCACCGAUCAACUUCUACCGCUGCGUAUUCGAUCGUUUAUCUUCUCAAUAUUCAAGCGCUUCUUCGGUUCUGAUGAUCAAUAUGACACGCUCACCAUCGACAACCGCUGGGAGAGCCAUUGUAACGAACUCUAUGAAGCUGCCAAACAACACCUGUCUUCCAAGAUUACUCGUGCAAACAAGAAUCUUAGAGUGGGAGUAGGGUGGGUCGACUAUGAAAUAGUAGUGGCCGUCCAAGAAGGAGAAGCUGUCGAGGAUGUCUUUGACAACAUCAAGAUUACCUGGAGAUUUUGCAUUGAGGAAGAUGCUUUUCGACCAUCUCAUAAUAAGCGUAUGUAUGUGCUAAGUUUCUCUGAAAAUGAUAGGGAGAAAGUCAUGGGUUCUUAUUUGCCUCAUGUCUUACGCACAUACAUGGCCAUCCAAAAGGAAAAGACGGAAAUGGAGAUCCACACAUGGGAUCGGGAUGAUAGAUCAUGGGAACCAUCCCCAUUAGAUCACCCAUCCACAUUCGACACACUUGCCAUUGAACCCGAGUUAAAGAAGGGUAUUGUCGAUGACCUUGAUCGAUUCCUGACGAGUGAGGACUUCUACAAGAAGGUUGGAAAGCGUUGGAAGCGCGGUUAUUUAUUGUAUGGCCCUCCUGGAACUGGAAAAUCCAGUCUGAUUGCGGCUAUUGCAAAUUACUCCAAGUAUGAUGUCUACAAUUUGGAGCUCUCCGCUUUUUCCUCCGAUGAUGAACUGAUGAUAGCAUUGCUUCAUUCGCCCGGUCGUUCCCUAAUUGUGGUUGAGGACAUAGAUUGCAAUAAAGCCGUCCAUGAUCGAUCAAAAGAAGUUGGCGUAGAUCCCAACUUCUCUAAGGUCACACUUUCCGGUCUACUAAAUGCCAUGGAUGGUUUGUGGUCAAGUAAUGGGGAUGAACGAAUCAUAGUGUUUACUACAAAUCACAAAGAACGACUAGAUCCAGCAUUGUUACGUCCUGGUCGGAUGGACAUGCACAUUCACUUAUCCUUCUGCACCGUUAAUGGGUUCCGAAUCUUAGCCUCCAAUUAUCUGGAUGUCCAAAGCCACCCACUUUUUGAACAAGUUGACCUCUUGCUAGAGAAAUUAGAAGUAACUCCUGCAGAAGUGGCAGAAGAAUUACUUAAAAGCGAUGAUGCUGAUGUUGCUCUUGGAGGAUUUAUUGAGUUCCUUAAGCAAAAAGAAAUUGAAGGAUGUAGAUCAAAACAUUGA